AUGUUAUUAACCAAAAUCAGAGUUGCUUGUAGCUUUUCCGGAAUUUAUAGACCGCUUCGUAGACAGCAUCUAAUAUGCACUAAACAGAUUUUGCCAACUGGGUCUUCGCAAGAAAAUGAUGAUCGGUCUUUUGAAAUAUAUCCGAUAUUUUCUGAGGAUUUGAAUUUGAAUUUAAUCCAGUACCUAAGUGCAGAAGGACUAUUGGAACUUUUGAUGGUUUCUCAACGCGUUCAUAUUCAUAUUUUUGCAGUUUUCUACGGAUCUUCCGAAACAUAA
Messenger RNA from Ambispora leptoticha, 276 nucleotides. The record is from the annotation of a GenBank genome assembly. NCBI's taxonomy places the organism in Eukaryota, Fungi, Glomeromycota, Glomeromycetes, Archaeosporales, Ambisporaceae.